AUGUUGCAUCAAAAUGUCACACUUCGGUCGUCGGAUACGUCCAAUACAAAAUCGCCUUCUACUCCAUCACCUAAUCAGAAUCCAUUGAGUCGUACUGGUCCAAUCGUUCAGCCUAGGCCUAGUCCACCCCAUCAGCCGUCAACUUUGGAGGAACAAGUGGCUACUACCUCCACCGCACAAACUGUCCAUGUCUCGACUACCCUGCUAGGAAACGUUAGAACCAUCCCUUCUACGGUAUUGCUACAAACUGCUGUUGUGAAGGUUAUAGAUACCCAUGGAUAUGCUUUGUGGGCAAGAGCCUUGUUGGAUCCAGCAUCACAACUGAAUUUGAUCACUGAGGACUUCUCUCAAAAGUUGAAACUGCGGCGCAUCAAAACAUAUCAGGAAAUCGGUGGGGUGGGUAAUUCUACCACCAUCUCGUCGUAUGCUGUCAUUGCCAGACUGCAGUCUCACUGUUCCGGUUUCACUGCAGAUUAUUCGUUUCAUGUUUUACCGGGAAUCACUAGAGAGCUACCAGCAAAACCCUUGAACACCCAGGAAUGGAGUAUACCAUCCAAUAUCGUCCUGGCUGAUCCCACAUUCAAUGACCCAGGUCCUAUCGAUAUGAUUUUGGGUAUGGAAAUGUAUUACGAUCUUAUCGAGGAAGGCAUUAUUCGUCUCGGACCUAACCUACCUACUUUACAAAAAACUGUUCUUGGGUGGGUUGUGUCCGGAAAGAUAGGAAACACACCUACUUCAUCAUUUCGGGUUGCGCACAUUUGUGAUGCAAGUGUCCUUGAAUCGCAAUUGACUCGUUUUUGGGAACUUGAGUCGUGCCAAACUACUAGUACGCUGUCGAUCGAAGAAACCCGUUGCGAAGAGUACUUCGCAGCAACUACAAUACGAAACACAACCGGGCGUUUUGAAGUACAUCUUCCAAAAAGAACUCCAGUCAUCUCAACGCUAGGAAAGUCAAAAGAGAUUGCCGUCAGACGAUUUCUUGCAUUGGAACGUCGUUUAUCAGCGAACCCUUCUCUGAGGGAAUCGUACACAAAUUUUAUUGAAGAGUAUCGCCAACUAGGCCAUAUGAUUGAAACGCCAGACCCGUUUUAUUGGCCUUCGUACUUCUUACCUCAUCACUGUGUUAUAAAGCCCGAUAGUCUUACCACCAAAUUACGAGUAGUUUUUGACGCAUCUUGUGCAACUGAUACCGGCGUUUCUUUAAACGAUGCACUUAUGGUCGGUCCUGUAGUGCAGGAUGACAUGAUUUCCGUAGUUCUUCGAUUUCGUAUGUCUCGGUACGCUAUAAUCGCUGAUAUCGAAAAGAUUUACCGACAGGUAGUCGUCCAUUCUUCCGAUCAACCGCUUCAACAAAUCAUCUGGAGAAAUUCCCCGCAGGAGCCAUUACGUACGUUUCAACUAACCACCGUCACCUACGGAACGUCGUGUGCACCUUAUUUGGCGACAAAAUGCCUACAAGAGUUAGCGAAGUUGGGAAGGGAUACACAUCCUAGAGCUGCUGAGGCAGUUCAUGUGGAAUUGGUGGGAGAUCUAUCGUCCGAUUCCUUCAUCGCAGCGCUAAAACGUUUCGUUGCACGUCGCGGAAAACCGAAGCUCAUUGAAUGCGAUAAUGCAACCAACUUCAAGGGAGCGUCACGCGAGCUAGAGGAGCUUUCCAAACAAUUCAAUUCUCAACAAAUGCAAUAUGCCGUAUCCCGUUCGUGUGCGGAAGAUGGCAUAGAAUUCAAAUUUAUACCUCCCCGGUCUCCCAACUUUGGUGGCCUAUGGGAGGCGGCCGUCAAAUCGUUAAAAUCGCACCUUCGAGCUACGUUAGGCAAUUCAACGUUAACCGUCGAUCAGCUGACCACACUUCUGACGCAGAUAGAAGCUUGUUUGAACUCGCGGCCGCUAACGCAAACCUCUACUGACCCUGAAGACCUUGAUUUCCUUACUCCUGGACAUUUUUUGAUUCAUCGCCCUCUUACGACCAUUGUUGAGCCGUCGUUAGAAAAUGUACCUCUAAACAGACUCGAUCGUUGGCAAGUGGUCCAAGAGUUUCUCCGCAGAAUCUGGAAACGCUGGAGCACCGAGUACUUGUCCGGAUUGCAGCCACGAACGAAGUGGACACGUCAGAUGGAUAAUAUUGCUAUUGGUACCAUGGUAUUGGUAAAGGAGGACAACUUACCACCCCUUAAAUGGCGCAUUGGAAGAGUGGUUCAUAUUUUCAAGGCCGACGACGGAAAUAUUCGAGUUGUCAUGGUGAAAACACAGGACGGAGAAUACCGACGGGCUAUUUCCAAAAUAUGCGUGUUACCCAUACGCGAAUCAUCGUUACCUACGGCUGAUGAUACCCAGAUGACUAAUCACGAGUGA
Malaya genurostris is the source of this 2352-nucleotide messenger RNA. RefSeq lists its product as uncharacterized. The transcript is spliced from 2 exons. Gene Ontology annotation, molecular function: nucleic acid binding. The record is from RefSeq and is a predicted model, not a curated record. The coding region runs from base 1 to 2352 and encodes 783 amino acids. Lineage: Eukaryota; Metazoa; Arthropoda; Insecta; Diptera; Culicidae. Gene Ontology annotation, biological process: DNA integration.